AGUACACUUGGUUUUUGUAAACAAGUCCAUAUAAGAUCUGAGAAGACAGGCAAGGAAGCCGAUCCAGAUUUACAUUUCUACUCACUUGGAACGUAAGAAAAGCAAGGUGGAAAUCAUGCCUGGAAUUCGAUCAGACAAUGAUGUCUUUGAAAAUGUUACUAAGAUGAAUCAAAGUGAUAAUUUGCAGGAGUCAUCAGAUCCCGUAAAAAAUAUAUACAACAUGACUCCAAAGCAUCUCAUCAAGUUCUACAAAGGAAAACCCAAAGCUCUUGGUGUGACGCAGAUAUUAUUAGGAGCAUUACACAUUAUUUUUGGUCUUGUUUUUAGGAUUCAUUUUCCUUAUACACGACCAUACAAUUCCAUUAUGUUUUUCACCGGUUUACCUUUCUGGUCUGGAGUAAUGUAUAUUAUAUCUGGAUCAAUAUCGGUUAGUGCUGCAGUGAAACCAACAUUAGGAAAGGUGAAAUCAAACUUGGUUCUGAACAUCAUAAGCUCAGUUGUUGCAGCUAUUGCAAUUAUAUUGCUUUGGAUUACAUUGUCUCUAGAUUGGUACGAAGGUCCGUACACCUGUUCUGAUGAUUCUGCAUCACAUCUUUGUGACGUUGAGAUGAGAGUAAAUAUGGGAAUGGUGAUAAUAAUUUUCAUAAUGACAGUAACAGAGUUUUGUAUCACAAUAUCCACAUCUGUUUUUGGAUGUAAAACCGUGUGUGGAACAUCAAAUAAUGAAACGAAAGAAAAUAUUUAUCAAACCCCAGUAGUAAAUGUUGGCGAUAAUACGACUGCUGCUGUUCCUACUGCCCUAACCAGAGAUGAAUCGAAUACUUAUGUCAAUAAUUAGGUCACUUCUAAGGGAAUCAAGAUUUUAAAAAUAAUUACAUAUUUCUUAAAACAUCAGGACCAGAGUUUUAAAGUUGUUGCACACGUUAUAUAUGACCCCUUAUAUUUUACAUGCACUUUUUACAUUUUCAUCAAUACUUUGCAGUUGUUGAAAUGGCUUUGUGAAAUAUUAAAAAUAACUUUUUUUCAUCUUUGUUUUUCUGCAAACUAGCAGCUCCUCAGCUGACAUUGUAUCAUUUCCUCUUUAGAUGUAACCAGUUUCCUUUUUGGAGCCAAUCAAUGUGAAGCAAUGAUUCUGCAUUAAAAUAAUUAUUAUCACACUA
Pelobates fuscus (common spadefoot toad) is the source of this 1160-nucleotide messenger RNA. Its product is annotated as membrane-spanning 4-domains subfamily A member 4A-like. The transcript is spliced from 7 exons. Lineage: Eukaryota; Metazoa; Chordata; Amphibia; Anura; Pelobatidae. The record is from RefSeq and is a predicted model, not a curated record. Bases 116 to 838 code for a protein of 240 amino acids. Gene Ontology annotation, cellular component: membrane.